Salmo salar (Atlantic salmon) is the source of this 2921-nucleotide messenger RNA. RefSeq lists its product as uncharacterized. The record is from RefSeq and is a predicted model, not a curated record. Lineage: Eukaryota; Metazoa; Chordata; Actinopteri; Salmoniformes; Salmonidae.
GUCCUACAUUGCGCACCGCGCGUCAUAUAGGCAUUUCAACCCCACCCCUUCUUUCAUAUCCUCUAAUGCCAGACCCUUCUGUAGUUUUAGCAAUGCUGUUCUCUGUCAGAUAACCAACCGAAAGAACAGCAAAGAAUACGCUCUAGCAAAGACGAGAACGGGCGUUAAAAGCCGUUGAACGUUUUAUCAUCGUAUCCACGAAAGCGGCACAUGAAAUGAACAUUGAAAUGCAUCUAGUGGUUUGUGCUUUGGUCAUCCUUACCAGAUCAUCGCAGACAAAGGGUCAGAGCACUGCUUUGCCCCCUGUCUUCAUCCCAGUUGCCCUCCAGCGUGAGGGUGUGUCUACUGCAUCCCAAGCCCUCCCAAUUAUCAAUGAAGAUGGGGAUCCGGGGCCAGAGCCAGGUCCUGCCAAUCAGACCUCACCAGACCAAGCGGAUAGAGCCCCAACCAAACCAGCUGUUACCAACAGCGACAAGCUGCACCAAUCAGAUUCUGUUACAGACGCUGGUGACAGCGAUGACAUGGCUGUGACCAAUCAGAUGACCACAUCUCCACCUGCACACACAGUCAACACUGUUACCACCACCCAAGACAAUGCCACUCUCGCAGCCGCUCCAGAUGGCUCCUCCUCCUCAUCCCCUGUGAAGAGCACAUCCCCUGCAGGACUGCCCUCCAACCUAGGGGACACUACUAGCCACCCCUCCACCCUAGGGGGCACUACUAGCCACCCCUCCACCCUAGGGGGCACUACUAGCCACCCCUCCACCCUAGGGGGCACUACUAGCCACCCCUCCAACCUAGGGGACACUACUAGCCACCCCUCCAACCUAGGGGACACUACUAGCCACCCCUCCACCCUAGGGGGCACUACUAGCCACCCCUCCACCCUAGGGGGCACUACCCACCCUGGUUUCGCUGUAGGCCACCUCACCACCUCUACUCCUCCUGCCUUAGAUACCAACCUACUUCCAUCCCAUGUUUUAAUACCGAUCCAGUCCUCUGUCCAACCCAGCACCCUUGCCCUGAUCCCUCCCCCAACCCAACCCCUCACCAUGGAGCACCCCCAGACCACUGCCCCAGUCCAUGUCCCUGUCAGCCCGCCUCAACAGGAGGUUCCAUCGGAGCUCAAUGUUGGAGAUGAGGACAAAGGGCCACAUCUCCACUCUCCUCUGGACCCUGUGCUGGCUGGCCUGGUCUCUGUCUUCAUCGUCACCACAGCCGUAGUCUCUGUCAUCCUCUUCCUCAAGUUCCGCCAACGGACCGACCACCCGGACUUCCACCGGCUGCAGGAUCUACCCAUGGACGACUUGAUGGAAGACACGCCACUUUCCAGAUACACUUACACUUACUGAUGGAAACUUUUCAUCAACAACAGUCAACCUUUCUUUUAACACAGCUACACAGCAGACACCCAAUGGGCUGCCAUUUUGGAUCCUGGCAAAGCUUUUGACUGGACUCGAGGCCCUCCGCCAGCGCCCAUGUUGACUCCCUAUGAUUCCCCCUUCUGAGCAGUUUCCAAUUUGAUUGUGUUCUGUUAACAAUGAGAGGGCUUUCAAUACCCAAUGAGGAGUUUCAAAUCUAGGCCAACAUGAAAGGUUUCAACAUUAGGCCAACAUCAGAGGUUCCGUUUAAACAUUAGGCCAACACCCUCAAUAUUCCCUUUGAAACUCUUGGACGUCUCAUCUGCACAGGGGUCUGUUUUGUUCUUCAGAGACGAGUUCCCUUUGUAAUGCACCCCCUCCUCCUGAUACAGGUCAUGCACAGCACAGGCUGCACUUUAAUGUGUUAUAGAAACAGUCACAGUGCUCUCACAGUCUCCAAAGCCCCUAAAUGAGUUGGUACUGUAUGAAGAAGACACAAUGCCACGUUGGAUGUUGUUGCCUGAGUCCAGGAUCGAGGGAAAAUGGAAUGGGAGUGAAUGAUGCUUACUGUAGAGGUACUUGAUUUAAAUGUUUAUCAGUCUCCAAUAAACCAUGUUAUAGAACUAUUCUAAUCAUUGAACUGACCAAAUAUGAUUGAAGUGCUCUUUCAAACCAGAAUGCCUAGUGGGUUGAAAAACACCCAUCCUUGGUCUUACUUGAUAGCCAGUAAACAUUCUGUAAAUGUAACCCAAAACAGUCAGAAAAACAGUCAACCAACGAAUGCAGAGAAGCUAAUUUGAUUGGGGGUGUAGAAAGGCAGGGGCGGCUGGUCCAUUUUUAACCCAGUGGGCCUGUCUAACUUGGGGGGGUUUUUUGCGCAAAAUGAUGAUGAUCUGGCUAAUAAUGGGGGCCUCAAGGUAAAAAAAUGGGCUGGUGUGUUAGAAAUACCAGUGGCCAUUUCUGGUCUCAGUCCACUCCUGCAAAAAGGAGGUAACCUCCAAUAAGCGUGACUUGAUUCAAAGCCAUAUAGAUACAGAUCCAAUUCAUAGACUACUUUGAGGAGAAAGGUUAAGGGUUAAAGGUUCACCAAUGGUGAUGAGACGGCGGUGCUUCAAGUGGAAGUGAUCAGCUAAUAAACAUUGUUAAACACAAAUGGUGCAAAGUAUAGUAUUAUCAAAAUGUAAAUGCAAAAUGUAUGCUUAGUAUUUCUUUACAAGCCAUAGGAAAUGAUGUAAUUAGAUAUUUAUUAACUAUUUACUUGAUAUUUCUGAGUGUCUCAGAAAAGGAUCCUUAAGUUAAUUGGAAAUAAUAAAAUGCAGAAACAACAGAGUAUGUAUUAGAACUAUGAGAUUUUAAGUUACAUUUAGAUUGAAAAUUACCUUAAGAAAAUGUAUUUUUGUCGUGCACUGCAACAAAUUAUAUUUACAGUGUUUAAGUGUUUUACUUGUGAUUUACCUGUAAGUGCCAAAAGUGAUGUAAGAGGUUGACAUACAGAUGCAGGGUUAACUGUAAAAAAUGAACGUUAUAAGGACUUUUUUAAAUAAUAAAACCUAAACCCUU